GCCGGUGCCGGGGCUGUGGCCGCCGCCGUGGCCCCGCGGCUGCGGCGGGAGCGGCGGCACCGGCACCAUGCGGCAGUCCCUGACUCAGCAGCGCCCGGGCGGCGUGGCCCUGCCCGACUCCGUGGGGUCGUUCAAUAGAAGAAAAAGAAAUUCCCUCUACGUAACUGUGACUCUCCUCAUUGUGUCAGUAUUAAUUCUAACGGUGGGCCUAGCUGCUACAACAAGAACCCAAAAUGUGACUGUUGGAGGUUAUUACCCAGGGGUUAUUCUUGGUUUUGGGUCGUUUCUUGGAAUAAUUGGAUCAAACUUGAUAGAAAACAAAAGGCAAAUGCUGGUUGCAUCGAUCGUCUUCAUCAGCUUUGGUGUCAUUGCUGCGUUCUGCUGUGCCAUAGUAGACGGUGUCUUUGCUGCCAGACACAUAGACCUGAGGCCGCUGUACGCGGGGCGAUGUCAGUACUACUCCAAGAGCACGACCCCGCCUGAGGCGAUCUGUCACCCACAACGCCGUGCCCCCUGCACACCAAAAAUAAAAACCAAUACCUGCUUCUGCUGUGACCUGUACAACUGUGGGAACAGAGUGGAGAUUUCUGGAGGCUACUAUGAAUACAUCGAUGUCAGCAGCUGCCAGGACAUCAUCCACCUUUACCACUUGCUCUGGUCAGCAACAAUUCUGAACAUAGUGGGGCUAUUCCUGGGGAUCAUUACAGCAGCAAUCCUUGGAGGCUUUAAAGACAUGACUCCUUCCCUCCCUACGCUGAACUGUACGGUUGAAAAUGCACACCCUUCAGUGACCUACUACUCAAGGCCACAAGUGACAUCUUACAACACCUACUACCACAGCACUCCUCACCUGCCUCCCUACUCUGCAUAUGACUUUCAGCAUUCCAGCGUGUUUCCAGCCUCCACUCCUUCUGGCCUCUCCGAUGACCCCCAGUCCAUGUCUCCAUCUCCCAGCUAUAUGUGGGCCUCUAAUGCGCCGCCUCGUUACUCGCCACCGUAUUUUCCCCCUUUUGAAAAGCCACCACCUUACACACCAUAAAGAAUGUGGGAAAGAAGACAAAAAUACUCGCCAUCGAAAUAAUUGUGAACAUUUUGUAUUUAUAUUUUACUGUGGGAGGCAGCAGGAGGAUAGAUACAGAAGAGAAUUGCAAAUACAAAUAUUAGAUUGGACUGUUCUUUCUUGCGAGACUUAUUUCAGAAGUUCAGCAAUGGCCUGUGAUAAAGGGACAGACUGCUGAUGUUUUAAAGUGUUGGUGAGUAGCAGGUGACCUAAAUGUCAGCCUCUUUGGUUCAUGUAAUCCUUGAUUUUUAAUAAAGUGAUCCAACACAGAUGACAGAUUCUGGUCUGCCUUACUCCAUCUUGUGCCAAGCUGAAGUAAGGGUAGCCAGGAUCGAUAGCUGCCAGAGACUAUCAGUCUGUUUAAGGUGAGGGUGCUUGCCACUGGGUUUGUUUGGCCUUCAGGCUCCAACUGCUGGGAUUUUGGGCAGGGAGGCACAGGACCUGGCUCACAUCACUUGUUGGUUACAGCCUACACACUGGAAAAAUCUUCAAACUUCAACCCUAUUGAAAAGAGGUAACAUCCUAGGAUAGUCUCGUAGAUUGUAGCAAAACAACUGGAACAUUGCUUUUUUGAGGGAGGGGAAUCUUUAACAGGCAAGCUGUUUUUAUUUCAGAAUGCUUCUUAAAGUGAAAUGGAAGGUGAAAUGGAGUUGUCUCUCUCUGAAUUCUGUGUAAGUAAAGCUGAAGUAAAGCAUUUUGGGUGGUUGCACUGCCUAAAUCACCCUUGUAUUCCUAUAAAGAGCAUCAGAAGCUGUCCACAAGUCACUGAAACAGUGCAGUGAAAACAUAAUGUAUUUAUUUAUUUCCCUUUUGUUUGGUUGGGAUUUUUUUUUUAAGCUUGUACUUUUAACUUUUUUAAUGGACUGAAUCAGCUCCCUGAAUAAGCACUGUUUUAGUAGCUGUAUUAUGGGCUGCACAUAAGGAAUAUCCACUACUAGUUCUCCAAGACAUAAGUCUCACACAGUAAAAUUCAACACCCUGUAAUAUAGGAUGAAACUGAGGAAUUUGCAAUUACUGUUGUGACUUUCAUUUAAUCUUCAGCUGAUGACUAUGCUGACUGAUCUAGAUUAAAGCAGAUUUUGCAUGCAUCCUGCAUAACAAAAGAAGGUCAGCUUUGAUAUGUGACACACUGACCUGUAAAGUGUGGUUCUACUCCAGGAAGUGAUUUCAGAUGACAGUGUUCAGAUCUGAGCUGCUCAACCUGAGUGUUCUCAACUGCUUACUUCAGGGAUACAAAUAACGUAUUGACAUUUUACCACUUAUUUCCUAAAGAUUUAAUUUCCUUGGCAUCAGUUUGUUGACUCUAAUCCUCAGUUGCCUACCUUUACUUGCAACUGAUGCAGACCAAAAGGCACCUAGAAGUUAAAUCUGGAUUUCAGAAUCAAAAAGUGGAAUAUAUGCUAGUAGGGUAGGGAAAAAUCCAGUUGGAUUUUAAACUGUGGCAUCUCCUUUUAAUCUAUUUAAAAAAAAAUAUUAAAAUCAAUUAAAAUGCUGUCAACAUGGAAAACAAACACUGAAGUCUCUGAUCUCACUUUUGAAAGUACACCCACACUUUAUAAUGCUGUUUUUAAUCCUAUGCAUUUGCAAAGCCUUUAGGCUAGACUCUGUGUUAACCUUAUCAUUUCCACUGUCAAAUACUAAUCAGUAUGUUAGUAUAUUAAAGGAUAAUAUUGUUUAUCCAGAAGCAAGUGUAACUUUUCUCCAGUAAGAAGGGGAACUAAACAGCUGGAGAAAGGAAUACAACUUAUGGGAUUUAAAGCAGUAGUGUAUGCAAAACAUAUCCUGGUCACAUUUUGUUUGUUGAAGUGCAGCUCCUAUAAAUUUGCAUACUGAAAAUAAAUUUAUAUACUAGGGCAUCCUCCAUUUUAUAUUACAUUUUACUGAAUUAAAUCUUGAUAAAGAGAUCACGGGCAAUUUCAAAACAGACAGUACUUCUCUUGAUAAAACUCCCCACAAAACUAGAAUUAGAAGGGCACAUCAGUUUAGUAUCAGAAAACAUUUUAUUGCUGUAUCUUUGAGACAAUAACAGUCCUGUCCCACUUCUGACAAACACUCUACCAUUUGUGCCUGUCAACUAAAUAGGGCUAGAAAGACUAGGGGACACCACAGGACAGGACUGAAACUCCUGAGAGGAACAUAACUUACUGGCA
Messenger RNA from Chiroxiphia lanceolata (lance-tailed manakin), 3210 nucleotides. RefSeq names its product transmembrane protein 255A (gene TMEM255A). The record is from RefSeq and is a predicted model, not a curated record. The transcript has 9 exons. Bases 68 to 1039 code for a protein of 323 amino acids. NCBI's taxonomy places the organism in Eukaryota, Metazoa, Chordata, Aves, Passeriformes, Pipridae.